AGCAAUGGUUGAGAGCGUAUGAACAAUUAUUAAAUUUCUAACAUAAAGCAAUACAAGGCGCUCAAACAUAAUGCAGGGCUUAGUUCCAAAAUGGUCAAACAUUCGCGUGCUUCCCUUCCGCAUGACUACCUCGCAAAAGGUUGUUUUCUUCUCGCUAACCGCGGGCGUAGCGCUACUGGGGGUGCUCGCUCGGUUUCUGCGUCGUAGAAAACCACCGCGUCCGCCACGCCGUACGCGCAAAUAUACGGGACGUCGCACGCGAAACAGUAUGCGCAGCCCUAAUGAUAUGAUAUCUAUAGCCGGUUCUAAGGCAUCCGCACGUUCAGGCAGUCCACCUGGCUCUACGGUCGCUUAUUCGGAUCGCAUGUCACUUGCCUCAGGAUCCAUCGGUGCUGGCGCACUUGUGUCGACUGCGCAGAGUCAGACAGGUGCAAUAGUUGUACACUUAACCGCACAGCAGCUCGGUGUAAUGGGCAUGGAGGCUUUGGAUACCGUUAUAAAUUAUUGGGAAGAUGCUUUAGCUGCGCACAAUUCUCCAGGUGGUGUGCCAGCAUUACUCACCACUGCUGAAGAGUCUGAAUUUUGUCGUGAAAUACAAAAUUUACUUGACAUGGCCUACACGCUGCAGGAACAAAGUGAACUGCUAUUUUUGGAUCAACGUUCGGUGCUGUUUCGGGACGAACCAUCUAUCGACGAAUUAGAAGAAGAUGGUCAUGCGCUAGAUGAUGGCACAGAGGAUGACAGACGUUCACAUAGAUCGGUUAUGAGUCGUACCGGUUCCGAUCCAAAUUUCGAUUCGGCUGAAAGUUUUGCUUCGGCGCUAGAUCAAGUCGCCGAUAUGCGUGAUUUCGAAGAAUUCGUAGACACAUCGUACGACCAAUACCCAUUAUACAAUGCGGCGUUGAAGCAUCACGAUGAAACGCCUAUACCAUACCGCACUAUACGCACCGAUCUGGUGAACUGUGCCAGUGACACCGAAUAUUUGGUGAAAUUACACUGCGUGCGCUUAGCAUUUCAAUAUUUGUUCAAGGAUCCAACCAUCGGACAAUGGGUCUGCGAUACCGGACGUCAAAUACUUACCGACCUACUAUGUCUGGGAGAUAAGGACACUAAAGAAUUCCUUGUUGGUUACGAGGAUAUGAUCAAUUAUUUGCAAAACCCCAAUAAUUGGGAUGAGAUACAAAAGGAGCUGGAGGCGCGCAAUGUCAAAGCGAUGACCUUCUAUGACAUUUGCUUGGACUUCAUUGUGUUGGACUCGUUUAGAGAUUUAGAUGCGCCACCUGCCAGUGUGACGGCGGUUGUACAAAAUCGUUUUCUUUCCAAUGGCUUCAAAGAGAUGGCACUCAGCACCGCAGUUUGGUCUGUACUAAAAGCUAAAAAGCAUGGCCUGAAAUACACUAACGGUUUUAUGGCACACUUCUACGUAAUCUCCGAGCAACUAUCACCACUCAUGGCCUGGGGCUUCUUCGGACCCGAUGAAAAUUUGCGCGACAUUUGCCAUUACUUCCGCGAUCAAAUGCUGGGUUUUCUAGCGGAUAUAUUUAGCUUUCAAGCGAGCCGUUAUACAACUGUCGAAGAGUUUGCCGAAGACAUACUGCAACACAUGAAGACGCGUGUGAAUAAUAUUGGCGUGAAGUUUAGUCAAUAGUGGAAAUUUGACGAUUACAAAAUAAAUUUAGGAAAACUCAAUGAAAUAGUUUUGAAUUGCGCUAAGGAAUUCCAAGUGUUUUCAAAACUAUUUUACUUAUAAGUUUAAGUAUAUUUUUUAGUUAAGCAAUUAAUUUUAGUUUUGAACAAUUUCAAAUAGCUGGAGACGUUGUGGUGUAAGCGUAUUAAAACUGAUUUUCUUUUUUCUUUAUAUAAUUAUGUACAUAUGUAGUUAUGUAUACAUUCACAUUGUUUUUG
Messenger RNA from Zeugodacus cucurbitae (melon fly), 1905 nucleotides. RefSeq names its product mitoguardin (gene Miga). The transcript has 4 exons. The record is from RefSeq and is a predicted model, not a curated record. The coding region runs from base 71 to 1648 and encodes 525 amino acids. Lineage: Eukaryota; Metazoa; Arthropoda; Insecta; Diptera; Tephritidae. Gene Ontology annotation, biological process: mitochondrial fusion.